AUGGCUGUGCCGCAGUCACAGCCCUCCUCUUCGCUGCAGCAACAGACGCAGCAUUCUCACCAACAUACGCUGAAUUUACCCACAGGGGAUGCAGAGCUCACCUACCAACGAGUGCGUUCAUGGGGCUUGGACGAUGUACGCGACUGGCUGUGGGCCAACAACCUGGGUCAGCAUGCGGGUCUGUUUCUUUCGAACGACAUCCGUGGUGCGGCGCUCCUGCAGCUGGAUCAUGCUGUCCUUAAAGAAAUGGGCAUCCCUAUUGUCGGCGAUCGUCUCCGUCUUCUCUCUGCCAUCCGUACGCUUCAUAAAAAGUGCGCAGCGAAUGCGACCAUGGCGCCCGCAGCCUCUACGCCCAGCACGCCCUUGCCGCCGCCCGUGCUAGGCUCUGUGCCGAUGCAGUCAAGCCUCUCGUCGCCAACGCAGGCUAUAUACCAUACACCGCCGUCAUCGUCCAUGCAUUUGGCCUCGCCGACCAUACUUUCGCCGCCGGCACGGACCCUGUCCCCCAGCAAUCUCACGUCCCUGGCUCCCCUACGCACGCAACGUACGGCCAGUGUUGACCGAUAUACCUCUGAACUAGAUGCACGCACGGCGACCAUGAACAAUGCCACCGCUCUAUCGCCGCUGGCGCCCGUGUCCCUCCCUUCCGCCGCACCGUCUGUCACGACACCUGUGCGGCGGCCCAAUACGUCUACGGGCGUGAGCCCCGUCUCGCUGAACCGGCCCUCCACGUCGUCCAUGGCCCUCACGAGCGGCACAGCGCCUAUGCGCAACAGUCCUGCGACCUCGCGUCUACGGCGGCCUGCCUCGUCCAACUCCAGCUCCAGCACGAAUCAGGUGGGCUACGCGGUCGGCCGUGGGACGUUUGCGCCAAAGCCACGCGUCGCGCAGAUCAGUGCGCCGUACAACCUGCGCCGAGGCGAGUCGUCAGACUCGGAGGAGCCGCGCCUGGGUGAGCGUCUGACGAGUACGAGUACGAGUCUUAGCGCGUCUUCGACGCAUUCUACGUCGACGGCCACGACGACGACGAGUUCGGGUCACCAAGUGCCCAGUCUGGAGACGAUUCGGAAGCAUAUUGUCAAGUUCCUGGCGGAAGACGGCACCUCUCGCAGCGUAGACGUCAGUCGAUGUCGCCAAGCGAGUGAUGUCCUUGCGAAGGUUCUGCACAAAUUCGGUGCGCUUACCGAGCCUGAUUCGACACAGUACAUGCGCCGCUGGGUCGUGGCUAUGACCGAUGCGGAUGCUCAGCUCAAAGUGCUUUCGGAGAUGGAGCUGAUGACCGUAUGCUCGCAGCCCCAUAUUUACGAUCCGGUAUGGCGGCAUGGACUGUACUUGCUGCGUACCACGGAUGAAGCACCUCUUCGUCCAGGCUCGCAGCGGGAAGCGCCGGUGGAUACGUUCCGAUCCACCGUUCCGAUCACGCGACGUGCUUCGACGUUCAGUAUCCUGAGCGGCCUGGGCGGCGGUGAACUAAGUGUCGCGUCAGCUUCGACGCAAGAGGAAGGCAUUUCGCCUACGCGGUCGACGAUGCGCAUCAAGCCCAAGACACCGACGGAAGGCGCUCUGCCGAACGUCCGUCGCCGCGUACGCAACUUCUUCGGGCAGCGUCCCAGUUCCGAGCUUAUUAGCUCGCACUUGGCGGACUAUUUCCCCUCGACGGACAGCCGCGAGCUCCACCGGUACUCUGGGCUGGCUCAGAGUACAAGCACAGAUCCGCUCCCACCGGCCACGUCGUCGAUACUGGACGUACGCACACCUACCUCGACCAUCCGGCCCUACUCUCUCCACCAGAGCGAUGCCGAUGACAAUGCGAGCUUGCUGACCGUGGACGAAAUCACGCAGGACCUGGAAGAGCGCCAGACGCUGCAUCCUGUGUCGACGCAGCCGUCGUCCGGGCUCCCUGCCUCCGGCAAGAGCGACAGGGAGGCACCUGCUGCGUUGGGCGACACGAAUCGUGCGCCUGCCGUGCCGCCGGUCGUGAUCCCUGCGGGCCCUGCUGCGGCGUCGGGCCCUGCGCCUCUCUCGGUGGCGAGCACCCCUGGCAAAGCGCCGCUGCGCUGGCACAAGGGUGCGUUGAUCGGCGCUGGGUCGUUUGGCAAGGUGUUCCUCGGUAUGAAUGCCAAGACCGGUCUCUUGAUGGCGGUCAAGCAGGUGGAGCUGCCGAAAUGCGACGAUGAAAACACACGUCGACGGCGGCUUAUGGUCGACUCGCUCGAGGCGGAGAUUGCCUUGCUCAAGACGAUCCAGCAUCCGAACAUUGUGCAGUACCUUGAUUCGAAUUCGGAUGGCGACUACCUGAACAUUUUCCUGGAGUACGUCCCGGGUGGCUCUGUCGUGGCGCUCCUGCGCAAUUACGGCGCGUUUGAAGAGCCGUUGGUCCAAAACUUUGUGCGCCAAAUCCUGCAAGGCCUGGCGUUCCUGCAUGCACGUGACAUUGUGCAUCGCGAUAUCAAAGGCGCGAACAUUCUUGUGGACAACAAGGGCGGUGUCAAAAUCAGUGAUUUUGGGAUCAGCAAAAAAGUCGAAAGUGGUCUGCUGGUGCCCGCGUCGGCCAAGCGCCCUGUGCUGCAAGGCAGUGUGUUCUGGAUGGCGCCUGAGGUCGUGAAGCAGUCGAUGUACACGCCCAAGGCCGAUAUCUGGAGCUUGGGGUGUUGUGUCGUGGAGAUGUUUACCGGGACGCAUCCCUGGCCGAACCUGGAUCAGAUGCAGGCGCUCUUCCAGAUCGGCAUGGUCAAAGCGCCGCCGCUGCCGACGGACAUCUCCGCCGAGGCUACGGCGUUCCUGGGCCAGACGUUCGUCCUGCAGCAUGAAGAGCGGCCCGCCGCGGCUGUACUUCUUCAGCAUACCUUCCUUACACAGGGCAGCGAUGAUGCCGCAGCGGACGAUGAAGUCUCGGAUCUAGAGGCGCGGUAG
Molecule: messenger RNA, 2913 nt
Organism: Malassezia pachydermatis
Lineage: Eukaryota; Fungi; Basidiomycota; Malasseziomycetes; Malasseziales; Malasseziaceae
Product: Signal transducing MEK protein kinase
Exons: 3
Coding region: 1-2913 (970 amino acids)
Biological process (GO): protein phosphorylation
Molecular function (GO): ATP binding; protein binding; protein kinase activity
Source: RefSeq, a predicted model, not a curated record